Molecule: messenger RNA, 1374 nt
Organism: Fibroporia radiculosa
Lineage: Eukaryota; Fungi; Basidiomycota; Agaricomycetes; Polyporales; Fibroporiaceae
Exons: 9
Coding region: 1-1374 (457 amino acids)
Biological process (GO): protein ubiquitination
Cellular component (GO): cytoplasm
Molecular function (GO): ubiquitin protein ligase activity
Source: RefSeq, a predicted model, not a curated record
AUGUUUGCUGUAGUGGCACAUUCGACUAGCGCCCGCUUAGCCAAGCCGAACGUCAUUCUGCUCUUUCAGCCACCACCACCUACUUUCUGCAGUGACCUGCUAUCCGCGACAAUGUCGAGCAGAGAGCCAAUGUGGUUUUGUCAUGAGUGCCACGCUGAGAUGAGACCACUCAUGGUUCCAGAUCCGCAUUGUGCAUCUUGCAAUGGUGCUUUUGUAGAAAAGCUGGAGAAUCCCGAUGAUGAUCCCCGAGCGUUCCAGCACGCGCACGAUGGAUUUGAUGACGAUGCUUUGCCUGAAAAUAUGGACGGUUUCUUGGCUGGUCUUCGUUCGCUCAUGCGUGGUCCUGGCGUCAAUCCGUCUUCAGGAUCUCCACAAGGAAUCCCUCCACUGGGUUCCACACGCUCUCAGCCAGGGAGUCCAACCGGGAGACGUGACCGAAUGGGCUUGGGAGAAGGUAGCGGGAUGACCAUACGAAUCCAGGGAUCCCCCGACGGUCGUGCUCAUGCAAUGUUCAUCAAUGGGUCAUCGCGCAGAGAUCAUGUCUCACCACUCUUUGGAGACUUCAUCUCAAGAGGUGGGGAGAGCCGAUCUAGUCGAGACGACCAAAACACUAUUCAUGGACCAUUGAUGGCACAAUAUCUUCUAGCGAUGCUUGGCAGUCGACCUGGACAGAAUGAUGACUCCUUGAAUGAUUUACUUGGCUCCAUGUUCGGCAUGCCUGGUGGUGCUGAGAAUGGCCGGUGGGGAGAUUACGUCUUCAACCAAGAAGGUGGCGCAUCUCUCCCUCUUUUCUCGACGAUGUCGUCGUUAACUAGAGUCGUAGCUUUGGAUCAGAUUAUCACUCAAAUUAUGGAGAGCUCGAAUGCCAGUGCUCCUGUAGCUGCGACAGAAGCAAUUAUGGAGAAUCUUCCGCGAAUAGUACUGGAAGCAGGAUCUCAAUUGCUGGAGAAGGAUUGCGCCGUCUGUAAAGAACAAUUCAAGUUAGAAACAGAAGAUCCUGACGAGCAGGUGGUAGUAACACUACCCUGCAAACACCCUUUUCACGAGGGCUGUAUCAUGCCGUGGUUGAAGUCUAGCGGGACGUGUCCGGUGUGCAGAUACCAACUGGUCCCACAACCUGAACAUCAUACACCGGGUCCUGGUGCGUCCGGCUCAGGAUCAGGCCGACCGUCGAGUCCCAACAACCCAAGACAGCGACCUUCAUCACCUGGUCGUGGAGCUCAAGGGGGGAGUGGCUUGUUCAAUUUAUUUGGCAUUGGUGCUGGAGGAGGUGGCUCCAACGGUGGUGCGACUCACACCACAAGGCGGCGUACCCAGGAUGCCAAUGACCCCGAGUCCCACAUUCCCGGCGGUUGGGGGGAUCACGUCGAUUAA